AGCAGGUGACUUCCUGGUAACUCUACCCUCCCGACUGAUCUCGUCUCCCCUUCCUCCCCCACUCUAGGUGCAGGCACCUGGGGAGGGCAUAGCUUUGAAGUCUCACCUGGGGCCUGUCUACUCCUCCUGAGCGAGGCUCGGAGCUGUCUCCCCUGCCACGUGAAUGCCUGCGCUCACCCGGACCUGGGACCCCGAGAUGCAAGUGUUCCCCAGUCCAGCAGCCGCGGGGCCGAGGUGACGCUCUUGGCGCUUUCUAUUGGGCAAGAUGGACAACAGCACUGGGCUACCUGUGGAAGAGAACUCUACCAUCCCAAGUACUAUGCUAACCUCCCAAAUGGCUGAGGGGUUGCUCCAUACUAGCAUCCUCCCAUUUGCUGACCCAGGCUUUCCCACCAGUGGAGAUGGCCCUCAUCUUAGCAGGGCUUGGAACAGCUCCCAGGGCUCCAAGCAGCUGUUCCUCACCACCGCCCUUGCCCAGGGCAUCUCAGGAUUGUUUGUGUGGUCAGCCCUGAUACUGACCUGCCACCAGAUCUACCUGCACCUGAGAUUCUACACUGUGCCCAAUGAACAGCGCUACAUCAUCCGCCUCCUUUUCAUCGUCCCCAUCUAUGCCUUUGACUCCUGGCUCAGCCUCCUUCUCCUUGGAAGCCAUCAAUACUAUGUCUAUUUCAACUCAGUGCGGGACUGCUAUGAAGCAUUUGUCAUAUACAGUUUCCUGAGCCUCUGCUUUGAGUACCUAGGAGGCGAGAGUGCCAUCAUGGCUGAGAUCCGUGGGAAGCCUAUCAAGUCCAACUGUUUCUAUGGCACCUGCUGUCUGCAGGGGAUGUUCUAUUCCAUUGGUUUUCUUCGGUUCUGUAAACAGGCCACGCUCCAGUUUUGUAUUGUGAAACCCAUCAUGGCUCUGAUCACCAUUAUCCUGCAGGGGGUUGGCAAAUACAAUGAUGGAGAUUUUAAUCCCCGCAGUGGCUAUCUCUACGUGACCAUCGUCUAUAACUUCUCGGUGAGCCUGGCCCUCUAUGCCCUCUUCCUCUUCUACUUUGCCACCAGUGACCUUCUCCGGCCCUUUGAGCCUGUCCUCAAGUUUCUCACCAUCAAAGCUGUCAUCUUUCUCUCCUUCUGGCAAGGGAUGCUGUUGGCCAUCCUGGAAAAGUGUGGGGUGAUCCCAGAGGUGCAGAUCAUUGACGGGAAUGAGGUAGGGGCUGGGACAGUGGCUGCUGGCUACCAGAACUUCAUCAUCUGCAUUGAGAUGCUCUUUGCCUCUAUUGCCUUACGCUAUGCCUUCACAUGCCAGGUGUACUCAGAGAAGAAGGAAAACUCACCAGUGACGGUGGCUCCCAUGCAGAGUAUUUCCAGUGGGCUCAAGGAGACCAUAAGCCCUCAAGACAUCGUCCAGGAUGCCAUCCACAACUUCUCACCUACUUACCAGCAGUACACUCAGCAAUCUAUGCAGGAGGUCAAAAUACAGGGGCAGAAUGGGAACACAACCUCUCCUUCCCAUCCUCCUGGGGGCAAGAAGAGCAAAAACAUAGAAAAGAGGAUGUUAAUCGUUUCAGAUGAGCUGUAGGGGAGCUUCUGAGGGAGCAAGGACUUCAUACCCUGGGAGUUAACUUUUGCUUGAGGAGCUGUUGUUGGACAGGAGUCAACAUAACCCACCAAGACAUGUGGAAUGUGGGGGGAGGGGGUAGUGCAUUCUCCCACCACCAUCCCUCUUACCAAUCCACCUAAGUUCUAAGAACCAGUCCUGACUAUGGGAGAGGAAGAACAUGAAACUACUCAGGAGAGGUCUUUUUCCAAGACUAGUUCUGUCCUGUUGUGACCAUGGGUCUAGAGUCCUGCUGUGUUUUCGUAUCUGAUAGCCUGCCCCCACCCUCCACCCCCAAUCCUCAGAUUCUUUCAGUGACUGAUAAUGUACUUUCUUGCUGGGCUAUUUGACUGGGGUCAAUGCCUUCAUCAGAGCUCACCAAGAGAGAACCCUCCUUUCCACAGUCAAUCAACAAUCAUUAGGCAUCAAGUGUGGCCCAGGAACUGUGCUAAAUGUUGGGCAUACAAAGACCAAAAAAAAAAAAAAAAUACAUUCAUUCUCCUUCUUAAAGGGAUUUCUGAUUUUGAAUAGGUAGUCUGAGGACUGGGGACACUUCUAAGCUGAGCUGACUUCUAAAGACUCCACCUUUGAUCCAGAGAUCACUUUCUUGGGAGUGUUACAGGUGGCAGCAGAAGAAGAGAAUCCAUGGAGUAUCCUAAGUUUAGGGUAAUGCUAGGACCUGCCCAGCUUCCCCCAUGCAAGAAAGUGUUGUUCCUCAGUUACCCAGAACCCAGUGGACAUUUGACUAGAUGACACUUUUCAAAGUUCUCCCCUUCCCCCAGCUACAGCCAAGAACUAGAAUGUCCUCAGGGGCUGCAUCAGCCAAGCAAAGAGCUUUGGACUAGAAUUUGUCAGAGGUGCCACCAAAGACCCUUCCCCAACCCUUGACACUGCUUGCUAACCGUCCCUGUCCUGAAGCAGAUUGAACCAGGGGCCCAGACCUCACAAGCAUGAGACAAGAGUGGGAAGGCUGUCCCAACUAGUCUGUAGAGGUUUGUAUGGGUGAAAGGGACUUCUUCCUGGAGAGCUAUUGCUUUCCACAGAGUGAACCUAGGUCUGGCUGAAAGCAGAGCUGUUACUGAGUUAGGAACCCAUUUCUCCCCCUUUGGGGCUGUAUAAACAAACAUCAGUGCAGGCUGCAUGGAGGAAGGGGGAGAAAACUUGUUUGCUUUCAGUCAACUCAACACCACAAGUAUUUUACUAAGUGCCUACUAUGUGCAAAGUACUAGGGAUACAGGGACAGAAUUGAAAAACAGUGCCUGCCCUCAGGGAACUUAUAUUCUUCUAGGGGAUAAAAACAAACAGAUAAGUAAAUACCCGGAAUUUGAGAAGGCAGGUUAGGGGAGAGUAAGCAGGUAACAACUAGGGGGAUGUGGUAGCACAUGAGCUGAGCCUUGAAAGAAUCUAAGGUUUCUAAAGAAGUGGUGAGGGGAGGUGUCCCAGGUAUGGGGGGAGAGGGGCAACCUAUGCAAAGAUGUAGAGGAGGCAAAUGGGAGAUGGAGUGCACGGUGAAAUGCAGGCAACUGCAAAUAGAUACUGAGACUUGAGUAGAUUAUUUUUUUCCUGCUGGAGACACAGUGAGGUAAAGGAUUGUCCCCUGGACAGAUGUAUAUAAUCAAGGUACAUUCUGGGAGGAUUAAAGACAAACAAACAAAACAUGAACCAUGGCCUUUCUUUUCCUUUCCCCAAAGACUGACAGAAUUCUCUCCAGUGUUAGUACUUGGAUGGAAGGGGAUUGGCAGGUGAUGGGAAAAGAGGGAAUGAACAGGCUUUGGAAAUUAUGUCCAAAAGACUGAUCAGCCUUUAAACAGCAUCGGACCAGUGAAGUCUCACUCUUCAGUGACCAGCUUGGGAAUCCCGAGGUACUCCCUUGUCUAGGAAGAAGGAUGGGGGGAAUGGGCUGUAAGCCACACGAUCUCCUUUGCCAGCUGUGCCAUGGGUCAGAGGAUUGUGAGAUAUGCCACAAUAUGUCACAAGUUUCCAAGUGAAUUGCUUUGAUUUAUGUAUAAAUGUUCUUUUGUUUUUGUUCCCCCCCCCCCCCAAGGGUCUAUGUGGCUUCUAUUUCUGUGUAAUCAAUCCCUUGGCUUAGCCAAACUUCAUGUGGGGUCAGGCUGAAACUCUGCUCUGGGAUGAAGGGUGUGGGGAGAAGCACAGGAGUUAUCUUCUGCUACCCCUGAGUUUCCCCCAGCUAUUAGGGGUGCACUCGAAGCCUGAUGUCAACACCACCUUCUGUUUAUGUGACACGAUUGUGUUUUUCAGAGGUGAUCUCAUUCGCUCUUAUGAGGUCAUUCAGGGGGCAGGGACUGUUAUCCCUUUUUAAUUGAGGGAAAAUUGAAUACUUACUAGAUAAUUGUGCCCAAAGUCACCCCAAGUGAGCUAAGUUAUGGCUAGAAGGGGAGGGGAAAUGAUAGUGGACAGAUGUGUCCCUGGAUUAA
Vombatus ursinus (common wombat) is the source of this 4017-nucleotide messenger RNA. RefSeq names its product transmembrane protein 184A (gene TMEM184A). The record is from RefSeq and is a predicted model, not a curated record. Gene Ontology annotation, molecular function: transporter activity. Gene Ontology annotation, biological process: transport. Bases 266 to 1564 code for a protein of 432 amino acids. Gene Ontology annotation, cellular component: early endosome membrane. The transcript has 9 exons. NCBI's taxonomy places the organism in Eukaryota, Metazoa, Chordata, Mammalia, Diprotodontia, Vombatidae.